Messenger RNA from Macrosteles quadrilineatus (aster leafhopper), 2055 nucleotides. RefSeq names its product UDP-glycosyltransferase UGT5-like. The transcript is spliced from 7 exons. Lineage: Eukaryota; Metazoa; Arthropoda; Insecta; Hemiptera; Cicadellidae. Bases 269 to 2041 code for a protein of 590 amino acids. Gene Ontology annotation, molecular function: UDP-glycosyltransferase activity. The record is from RefSeq and is a predicted model, not a curated record.
UUUCACUUUAAAGAUACAACCUUCAAAAAGAAAUUUUCCUGAUGAAACUUUCAAUCAACUACACAUCGAUCUUAGCCUACAGAGCUUACUUCAGUUCCUACAUGUAGAGUCCCCAAGUUGAGAGCAAGAUAAGAGUGACUUUGGCAAUGAGAUAGGAUUAGUAAGAGUGAGAUAAUACUCCAUUGUCACAUAACGUGGCAAGAGCUGAUAACACAUUGCCACAGGUGUUGUGUGGCCAGCUGUGACGGCUAGCAGGUUCCACAAUAAAAUGACAAUAAACGCUGUGAUUUUGCUCACAACACUCCUUAUGGUGGUGUAUACUGUCAAUACUGCCAGAAUCUUGGCACUAUUGCCUAUAGGAGCCAAGAGCCAUCACAGGUUUAUGCAGCCAGUGGCCAUAACGUUGGCCCGUGCUGGGCAUGAAGUUGUCCUCUACAGUCCGUUUCCUACACUGUUGGACGACCAGCCAGCGAACCUGACCCACGUUCUAGUCAGUAACGUGCAAGUGGUGGACCAGAGUGAAGAUAUGCAAAAGUUUAUUCAAACCAUCACUGAAUUUCCAUUCUGGAAGUGCUUGGACCUGCAGUGGGAGUUCUCCUACAACUUCUACCAGGAAGUCAUGGGCGAUGAGAAGAUAAAACAACUCUACAACUCAAACGAAAAAUUUGACUUGAUACUAACAGAAACCUUUACCGGUCAGGAGUUCACUCUUAUUUUGUCAAAGAAGUUCAACGCGCCAGUCAUCGGAAUUCAAGCGUUCCCUACUAACAACAUAGCAAACAGUUUCCUAGGGAAUUCGUUAUCCCUGAGUCACAUCCCGGAUACUUGCACAGUUUUCUCCAACAAGAUGACGUUUGUAGAGAGACUGUUGAAUGUUUUCGCCAGCGUGAGAGGACUUUACUACCAUUAUAAUUACUACAUCCCCAAUCUAGAGGCGUUGAUGAGGCAGGACCUCCCUGACGCUCCUUCAGUGGCAGAGUUGGCAGGUUCAGUGUCGUUGAUGUUUAUCAAUGAUCAUUUGACAGCGGAGUACGCUCACCCGAGAACACCCAACAUGAUACCUGUUGCUGGGUUGCAUAUUGCACCACCAAAACCAUUGCCAAAGGACAUUCAAAGGUUUAUGGACGAAGCAACGGAUGGUGUUAUUUUCUACAGUCUUGGAACAUAUGUUUUGGAUGAACUCCAGCCUAAGGAAUAUUUCGAUAUGCACAACCAAGUCUUCAGUAAGCUGAAACAGAGGGUACUAUGGAAAACAAGGAAAGAGGGAAUACAAGGGUUGCCACCCAACGUAAUGACUGUGAAAUGGGCUCCACAACAAGACAUUUUGGGCCACCCAAAAUGUGUGUUAUUUAUAACCCAUGGGGGUCAGCUCAGUAAAGUGGAAGCUCUCCACUUUGGCGUUCCCGUUGUUUCCAUUGCUCAGUUCUACGACCAACACCAGAACUCAGAGUUUUACGUCCAAAAAGGGGUCGGAGUGAAGAUAGCUAGGACGGAUGUAUCAGGGGAAACCAUGUCAGCCGCGAUACGAGAGGUUCUUGGCAAAAGAAGUUACAGAGACAACAUGAAGAAGUUGUCCACGGUAUUCAGAGAUCGGCCGAUGUCUCCUGCGGAGUCUGUCGUGUUCUGGACGGAGUACGUGUUGAGACACGGCGGAGCUCCGCAUCUGAGGCCAGCCUCUACUGAGCUGCGAUGGUAUCAGCUUAUACAGUUGUAUACAAUAGUUGACACUUCUUGUACAGUUCACUUCUUGUACAGUUACAGAGACAACAUGAAGAAGUUGUCCGCGGUAUUCAGAGAUCGGCCGAUGUCUCCUGCGGAGUCUGUCGUGUUCUGGACGGAGUACGUGUUGAGACACGGCGGAGCUCCACAUCUGAGGCCAGCCUCUACUGAGCUGCGAUGGUAUCAGCUAAUACUACUGGAUUUAAUAAUAACUGUCAUCUUUGUAAUAAGCACAGUAAUGAUUCUAGUAUAUACAUUGGCUAAGAGGUUAUUAAAUGUGUUCACAGUUAAAAGUAUUAAGUCAAAGAAGAAAAUAAACUAAUCUCCUAAUUUGAA